This is a messenger RNA of Vigna radiata var. radiata (mung bean), 474 nucleotides long. Its product is annotated as glycine-rich cell wall structural protein. Lineage: Eukaryota; Viridiplantae; Streptophyta; Magnoliopsida; Fabales; Fabaceae. Bases 1 to 474 code for a protein of 157 amino acids. The transcript has a single exon. The record is from RefSeq and is a predicted model, not a curated record.
AUGGUGAUGGAGAGGAAGUUCGUUUCGGUUAUUGUUCUGGGGAUCUGUCUGGUGCUGGGAAUGUCCCAGUAUGUUGAAGCAAGGAACUUGGAGAAAAAAUCAAAGGAAGAGGUGAAGAAGCCGGAGUCAUGCAUAGAUGGAGGGUCCGGUGGUGGUUUGGGUGGAGGAAGUGAUGGUUUAGGAGGAGGGUACGGAGGUGGAGCUGGUAGUGGUUUAGGUGGUGGAUUUGGAGGAGACGGUGGAGGUGGUAGUGGUCUAGGUGUUGGAAUUGGUGGACUUGGAGGUGGUGGACUUGGAGGAGUUGGAGGUGGUGCCGGUGCUGGUGCCGGUGCCGGUGCCGGUAUAGUUGGUGGAAUUGGUGGAGGCAUUUACAAGGGAAUUGGAAUUGGAGGUGUUGGAGGUGGUGUAGGUGCCAUAGGUGGAAUUGGUGGUGUCAUUGGUGGUUUCGAGCAUGUUGACGACAAUAAGCCUUGA